Messenger RNA from Desarmillaria tabescens, 1182 nucleotides. RefSeq lists its product as uncharacterized. The coding region runs from base 469 to 1134 and encodes 221 amino acids. The record is from RefSeq and is a predicted model, not a curated record. NCBI's taxonomy places the organism in Eukaryota, Fungi, Basidiomycota, Agaricomycetes, Agaricales, Physalacriaceae. The transcript is spliced from 2 exons.
CGGGCUUUCUACCGUGUUGGUUGAUUCCUUUCGGUUGGAUGGCUCUCUCUCCGACCAACAUGACACGUCUGUCAGUCGAACGCGUUCCUCCUCCAAUCUACACCUCUGACCAGCCUCAGCCAGACUUUUCUCUGUUGCCUCUGUCGCCAAUAUCCGAGAGCUCCCAUGGCAGUCCCAGCGCCGAGAGUCUGGUGUCAGCUACCAGUCAACCUUCUACCCCUUCACCGAGACCACGCAGGGAGUCAAUGCAAUCGACACCCCGUGUUCAGUCCCCUUCCGCCUCCGAGAUGCAAUUAUAUCCGUCGGCCCGAACUCUUGCUGUAUCCUCUCAAACUUACAUUCUGCCCUACUCACCGAACAACGCACAAACACUGACACAACCACCACCUCCCCCUUCCACCAGUGGUCACGAUACUGCUACUCUUGUUCCCAGUAAACGCCCAGUUUCUACCUAUCCAAGCAAAUUGAAUGCAACCAAUUAUGCUUGUAUAUACCGCAAAAAUCCCUUCCCAUCGACGCAUGUUUUCGCGCUCCGAUUCUUCUAUAAAAGGCACGUUUACCGUCAACCCAUUUUUGAAGAUUCCUGCGGAGAUCCUACCGCCUUUGCGGCGGAAUGAGACAGAGGUUGAUCGCAAAAAUCUCAGGCUAGAGGUGGAAAAUGGUGGCAUUGAUGUUGACUUAUACAUCGUGGGCGAACCUCCAAAUACGUAUGCUCCCAUCCCUCGGACGACCAUACACCUCGGGUUAUUUGGUGCUAAAGAAAAUUCGGGAACAUUCCCUAUCGUUGCUAGAAUCCAUACGCCUAGUCCCAGCCGUCCCUCAUUCCACCUGACUGCCAAGGCGCUCGAUGGCUAUGUGCUUUUCCACCUUCCUCGUUCAUACCACGGCAUAAUCGCCAUCAACUGUAGUGCCGGUGACUUGAACAAUCACAUUGCGCUAUCGAUCGGAAUGUAUGAAAAUUCUACGAUCUUAUCCGAAACGGGACAGACCAGGAGCUAUUUUGUUGGCGAGAUGGGUGAUUGGUCGAGAGAUGGGGAUAAAAUUGAGUUGACGAUGUAUAAUGGCAAAGUCUUCUUGCAGUAUGAGGAUGAGGGGAAGAAGGACUGGUCGAGGAAGAAAGGGUGGUUUUCUUGAGUCUUUUUAUGAAUAUGUAAUAGAACUACUAUGUUGGUGCUUAUGUCG